AUGGGCAAUCACCUCCACACCCCAAUGUACUUCUUCCUCAGUAACUUGUGCUGCUUGGAGACAUGUUACAGCUCCACCAUCCUGCCCAAGCUACUGGCCAGCUUUCUGACAGGUGACAGAAAUGUUUUUCCUACAGCAGCUGUGACAUGUUUUUUUGUAUUUGCUUUUCUAGUUGGGGUAGAGUGUCACCUCCUGGCAGUGAUGUCUUAUGACCGAUGUGUAGCAGUAUGCAAACUUUUACAUUAUGUCAGCCUUAUGAAUCAUAAGCUUUGAACAGCACUAGCUGAAGGGGCCUGGGUAAGUGGUUUUAUGAUCAGCUUUGUUAUCACAGUGUUGAUUCACUGUGAUCCCAGUGAGAUUGACCAUUUCUUCUAUGAGUUCGCCUUUGCGAUAAAAUGCUCCUGCAGUGACACAUUUCUGAUAGAAGUUGUAACAUGUUUGAUGUCUGCUACAUGUACUAUGCUGCCCUUUCUUUUCACUGUAACAUCCUAUAUUUUGAUCACCAUCCUGAGAAUCCCUUCAGCUACAGGGAGGCAAAAGGCAUUUUCUACGCGCUCCUCUCACCUCAUUGUGGUCACUAUUUUCUAGUUAACUCUCAUCCUUGUCUACAUGUUACCAAAAACUUACAACCUCACAGCUUUUAACAAGUUGUGGUCUGUCUUCUACACUGUGGUAACACCCAUGGUCAAUCCACUUAUCUACACCUUAAGAAACAAAGAAGUCAGAGGAGCCCUGGGGAAAGAAGUCCAGGCAUUUAUGGGUUUAUAUAAAUGA
Molecule: messenger RNA, 774 nt
Organism: Phalacrocorax carbo (great cormorant)
Lineage: Eukaryota; Metazoa; Chordata; Aves; Suliformes; Phalacrocoracidae
Source: RefSeq, a predicted model, not a curated record